AUGAAGUGGGGCAUAUUGUUAAUUUUUUUGACCUACGCAAAAAAUUGCAUCGGAGUGAAACUUCUAGAAGCAAAUCCAGAUGUGAAGAGACUGUACGACGAUUUGUUGAGCAACUACAACCGUCUUAUUAGACCGGUGACUAAUGUCAGCGACAUCUUGACUGUCAGACUAGGUCUCAAACUUUCGCAGCUGAUGGAAGUGAACCUGAAGAACCAGGUCAUGACUACGAACCUUUGGGUAGAACAGAAAUGGUAUGAUUACAAGCUACAAUGGAAUCCAGAAGACUAUGGUGGAGUUGAAAUGUUGUAUGUGCCAUCUGAACACAUCUGGUUACCUGAUAUAGUUCUUUAUAACAAUUGGGACGGUAACUAUGAAGUAACAUUGAUGACUAAAGCUACGUUGAAAUACACUGGUGAAGUGAAUUGGAAGCCGCCAGCGAUUUACAAGUCUUCGUGCGAGAUCAACGUAGAAUACUUUCCAUUCGACGAGCAGACGUGCUUCAUGAAGUUUGGUUCUUGGACCUACAACGGAGCUCAGGUUGACCUGAAACACAUGGACCAGUCUCCUGGCAGCAGUCUUGUACAUGUUGGCAUUGAUUUAAGCGAAUUCUAUCUCUCCGUGGAAUGGGAUAUUUUGGAAGUUCCAGCGACGAGAAAUGAAGAAUAUUACCCUUGUUGUCCUGAACCUUUCUCUGAUAUAACCUUCAAGCUCACGAUGCGAAGAAAGACGUUGUUCUACACAGUGAACCUGAUAAUACCGUGCGUCGGACUUACGUUUCUAACAGUACUCGUGUUUUAUCUACCGUCUGAUUCUGGAGAAAAGAUAUCGCUCUGCAUCUCCAUCCUGGUGUCCCUCACUGUGUUCUUCCUUGGUCUGGCUGAGAUCAUUCCGCCAACAUCCCUGGCAAUUCCCUUGCUUGGGAAAUAUCUACUAUUCACCAUGAUACUCGUCUCGCUCAGCGUUUGGGUGACUGUUUGCAUACUUAACGUGCAUUUCAGGUCACCGUCGACUCACACAAUGUCUCCCUGGAUGAAGAAGUUGUUCCUACAGCUCAUGCCAAAGCUUCUGAUGAUGCGGAGGACCAAGUACUCUCUGCCGGAUUAUGACGACACGUUCGUGUCCAACGGGUAUACCAAUGAGUUGGAAAUGAGUCGGGAUAGCUUGACGGACGCUUUUGGUGACUCCAAAGGCGAUAACGGCGAUUACCGUAAAUCCCCUGGACCAGAAGAUGACAUGCUUUCUGCUGGAGCGCAUCAAAGGCCUUCAGUGACGGAGUCUGAGAACAUGUUGCCCCGUCACUUGUCGCCCGAGGUAGCGGCUGCAUUACAAAGCGUACGUUUCAUCGCCCAGCACAUUAAGGACGCCGAUAAAGAUAACGAGGUCGUCGAAGACUGGAAGUUCAUGUCCAUGGUAUUGGACCGUUUCUUUCUGUGGCUCUUCACCAUCGCCUGCUUCGUCGGAACCUUCGGCAUCAUCUUCCAAUCACCUUCCCUCUACGAUACAAGAGUGCCAGUCGACCAGCAAAUCUCGUCUAUUCCAAUGAAAAAGAAUAACUUUUUCUAUCCGAAAGAUAUUGAAACGAUUGGUAUUAUUAGUUAA
Arctia plantaginis is the source of this 1599-nucleotide messenger RNA. The record is from the annotation of a GenBank genome assembly. Lineage: Eukaryota; Metazoa; Arthropoda; Insecta; Lepidoptera; Erebidae.